AUGCAAGGCAACAAGAAGGGCAUGGAUGGCCUCAGUGACUCAUCCAGCAUUGGCAGCCUGCUGGACGAUGCAGACCGUGAGGUGAGCAGCCUCACAGAUCGUGCCUUCCGCAGCCUGUGCAUUUCUGAGGACACGGCCUUCAGUGAAUCCCCAGACUUCACUUGCCAGGUGUUGGGGAGCCUCCACCAGGGCACUGUGAGUCACACCCAGAGGAAGAGUGGCAUCUGGAGCCAGUUACCCUCGCAGGGUGGGGAGCAUGCCGGCUGGGCAGCCACACUUCAGCAGCUACCCAAGUAUGUGCAAGGAGAGGAGAAGUACCCCAAAGGCAGCCCCCCACUAACGCCAGUCCAGAGGAAGCUGGAGGUGCCACUUUCUGGCCUGAGAAGCAGCAGCAAGCCUCUUUCCAAAGUAUCAUCCCUAAUUAAGUCCUUUGACAGGCCAGAGAGCCAGCAUAGUGACAUUAGGCCUCCCCCAAGUAAGCCUUCCACUCUGAAAAUUGCUCCCAAGUUUGCUCCUCUUCCAGAAAGCGGUGUCAACUUCUGCUUCGAUUCCGCUUUUCUGACUGUCAGGAGGGUGCCCGCUGAAGUCUCCAGCACUCACCAGAGUGGCCAUCAGCCUGGCAGGAAGCACCAGGAGCAGGAAUCCCCAAAGAACCCUGAAAUGUCCUGUCACAGCUCCAGCACCUUCCUCCCAACCCCCAAUGUCUCUAGCUCCUCAGAGUCCAGGUUCCAUUCCCCAGCCCACAAGACAGUCAAAGGGGAGCCUGGGAAAGGCAAAGAGUGGGUUCCCAAAGGGACCUUCCUUCACAGUGAAAACAGUGCUUUUGAGUCGUGGGAUACCCUCCAGCCACGGCUACUACAGAGAAAAGACCCUACUGAGGUCCCAGAAAGCAAAGGGCCCAAACAUUUCCAGGAGGUGCCCCUGCUAAGAGAACCCCAUCUGCCUGAACACAAAGUCUCCCCCAGCCAAAUGCUGCCAGGCUUUAGUCAGGAAGAGAGCCAGCAGCACACUGGGACUCUCUCCACAUCUGGACCCUGGGACUCAAGGGACCCUGGGACCCAGGUGUUCACAAUGGAGAGGAAAGCCUCUAGCUCCCAGCCUGACCCUCCACUGAAAUCAAUCCAGGCUCCAUGGAGAAAACCGAAGGCCAGCAAGACAGGCAAAGAAAGUCUACAAGAUGCUUCAGAAGAAACAAAACAGCCCUACAAGAGGGCACCCCCUUUGUAUGUAAAGCAGACACUCGAAGGACAGUUUCCUGAAGCUGAAGCUCCUGACCUACCUGUAGACCCCAAUGAGCGCUACACUCCUCCUUUUAACAUCAGUGAGCUUCUGACACCCAUUCUACCCACCAAGCAUGUCCUGGACUCGUUGAACAGCCAGCCAACAGAGAAGAUUCCAUCACCCCCAGGACAGCCCAAUGGAUACCAAGAGAAGGAGCCAGGUGAGGGCCAGUCCUGGGACAAUUACAAAUCCAAAGCCCCUAACCUGCUCUUCAAUCUCAAAGAUGUUCGUAAGCAUGUGAAAAACAUCUAUAGUCCCAAUCCUCUCUUGAAAGGCCUUGAUGAAAAGCCCAGAGAUAAGGUCGAAGACAAGCAAGAGAUUGUUAGCAAUGGAGUCAUCCUCCCUGUCAGGACAGUUGAGGACAAUCCUAGAGCAGAACCUAGUGGUUCAUCUGCAGACAUGUUUGGAACUCUUAGCUCAGCUCCAGCUAGCACCAAAGCCCCCUUUUGUGUCAAUGGGGAGACUGUGGAGACAGGCAGCUAUGAGGAGGACAAUGCCUAUGGAGAGGCAAAGCUGAAUCCCACCAAGCCAGGCUGGGGCCUGGACUCCAACAAGCACAUCCUCAGGAGGCAAUUCUCACUGAAGCUCUCUAGCCAAGAGCCCGAGGCUUUGAAAGCUGCUGAGAUGCCGCAGGCCCACCAGCUACAGAAUGGGUUUUCUAGAUCAGUCUCCCAAGACUCAGAGCCUGAUACAGAGGCAGGUCUGCAGAACCCAGACUCCUACCAGAAGCCCUCUCCAGGGCCCCUUUCUCCUGAGGAGGAAGAUGUAUUUUAUAGUGACAGCCAGUCUGAUUUUAUGCCAGGUCUCCAAAGCAAGACUAAAUUAAGCACCAGUUCUUCAGAUCAAUCCUUUGCCUCAUUCGAAGAUCAACAGAAGAUGUUGUGUGCCGAGAGUCAACAGACAAACAGGAAGAAUGAUAUGAGUGUAAGUGACAGUCAGAGGGAUGAGAAGGAGAGAAUGUUGGGAAAAGACAGGCAGCAGAUGCCCUUAAGUAAUGGGCAUGUGUGUACAGAUGAGAACAGCAAGGGGGAAAGGUUGGAAAAAGAUGGUGAGAGUUUGUCUGAAGGAAGACCAAGGAAGGUAUCAACAGAAGCAAAUUUCAGAGGCUCUUGUGUUGGAGGAACUAAGGCUAUGGCCCUUUCACAUACCAAAGAGUUCACAGAGGCACCGUCUUCCACUUUGAACAAGCAUUCGCUAUUUUUGAUUAAAGACAACACCCUCAGGACGACUCCUGUAAUCAAGCCCAUCACACUGCCCCUCCUGAGGACUCUAUCAUCAGAGGAUCCCACCAGUGGUGGCCGGAAAGAAGCGGAAUCCCCAAGGCUAGCUAAGGAUCCUGGUGUCUGUGCUCCAGAGAGCCAAGGAAUGCCCAGCACCCCAGCACCUGACCACCCACUGCCCACUAACAUGCAGGACUCACCCUGGAAGCAUAAAGCCCACCAGGGUCCAGAAGACCUCCUGCAGGUAGCCAGCACAGCCAAGACAGGAGCCUUGCAGUCAUCUGUAAAGGGGGCUCUCCCAUCUCCUCCACUGGUGGGAGAUGGUGAUAGAAUGAGGCCAUCCCCAGGUGUGGCCCCUAAAGUUGUGGGGAACAAUGGCAGGAGGAGCUCCACAGACCAGGUGAGGUUGAAUGCUCCAAGGUGCAUGCCACGAAUCACUUUCCCAGAAGAUGACACAGAAGACAAGACAAGCCCACACUUACUGGGGAUGUGUUGGGAAGAGCCAACAGGAGGUUUCAAAAGUACCUUUUUGUCCACACCCAGAGCAGGGGCCCUAAGGAAAAGACUGAUCCCCGGUGAGAUGGUGACUUCUCCCAACGCCAGUUCCCUAGAGGGAGAGAGCAUGUAUUCUCCCACCAGCAGCAGCGUCCCCAGUGAGCUGAGUAUGCUGCCUCAAGAGGACCUGCCCAGAACCAGCCCCAGGGCUCGCCUCUGCCCUGCACCAGGCAUCCAGAGGGAAGAUGUGACCCACGCCUUGUUAUGGGAGGAGGCCUCUGACCCCCAACUUGAGACAAUGGCAUUAGACCUCAGGUCUUUAUCUCCCAGAGGUUCCCUUGUGGACAUGACCAGCAGCUCAGCAGGUCUUCCAGAGAAGCUGGGACCACCUGUGCAGCCAGAGAGGUCUGUAGGCAAGCCACCUGCCGUCCCACCCAAAAGUGAGAAGGCCCUUCGACGGGCGAAGAAGCUGGCCAACAAAAAGAAAAAGACUGAUCAGGGACAAGAGAGACCUACUGAGUCCUGGGAGGAGCGAACCUGGUCCAAGGAUAUAAAGAGGGCCGGGCACAGGGCACUGUCCCCGGAAGAGAUGCCUUGGCAACCCAGUUUCCCUGCAGUCCGGUCCCUGCCGCCUUCCACACACCGCCACUCUGUAUCCAGCUUCUCAGAGCACAGCAUGAUGUGGCCCAGGGAACCUCCGCUGGCCAAGCCCCUGCUUCCAUGCCCUGCCACACAGAAGGUCCUCCAAGAUCCCCAGUCUGGGGAAUACUAUGUCUUUGACUUGCCACUUCAGGUGAAAAUUAAGACCUUCUAUGAACCAGAGACAGGCCAGUAUUUCAAGGUCCCUAUCCCAUCCUCAGCAGGGGGCUCCCCAGAGCCCCCUCUGGCAGCAGAGGCACUGGAUGACCAUCCCCUGCUGUUGGCUGGCUUCCAGCCCCUGCCUGUGACAGCCUUGACACCUCUGCGGUGUGCCUCCCAGCUCUCUACUCCCACCUUCCUGUUGUCAAGCCCUCCCGUCACCAAGGUGGCCACUGUUGGGCACAAGGACCCCCACAAGGCUGAACUGCAGUGUGUCUCUCAGGCCUCCCGGGACUCCACCCAGAAUAUACCCGGCCAGUACCCCAAAGGGCCUCCCCAGAGCUCACAAGAGGAAGGCAGAGAAGCUCCAAGCCUAGAGAUCAUCGCCAUCAAUGACUUAGAGGAUUUUGUCACUGAAGACUUUUCUUGA
Messenger RNA from Chrysochloris asiatica (Cape golden mole), 4224 nucleotides. It is a transcript of the gene CUNH10orf71, whose product is annotated as chromosome unknown open reading frame, human C10orf71. NCBI's taxonomy places the organism in Eukaryota, Metazoa, Chordata, Mammalia, Afrosoricida, Chrysochloridae. The transcript has a single exon. Gene Ontology annotation, biological process: positive regulation of calcineurin-NFAT signaling cascade. Gene Ontology annotation, cellular component: Z disc. The record is from RefSeq and is a predicted model, not a curated record. The coding region runs from base 1 to 4224 and encodes 1407 amino acids.